Plectropomus leopardus (leopard coralgrouper) is the source of this 961-nucleotide messenger RNA. The record is from RefSeq and is a predicted model, not a curated record. NCBI's taxonomy places the organism in Eukaryota, Metazoa, Chordata, Actinopteri, Perciformes, Serranidae.
UUUUAUUUAUUGAUUUUUUGGUGCUCUGAGCACCAUGUAUUUUGAUUUUGGGGUGAAGUUUCUCUGUCUUGCGUUAGGAGUUUGAUCAGCUCACAGUUCACGUCGGACCAAUGAGAAGCACAAGUAUCGGCUGGAUGAAGCUGAAGAGCGCCAACCCUUUGGAUCACCCAAUUCUCCAGCCAAACUAUCUCUCCACCGAUGUUGACGUGUCGGAGUUCAGGGAGUGUGUCAAACUCUCCAGAGAGAUUUUCGCCCAAAAAGCUUUCAACCCGUUCCGCGGUCCUGAAGUCCAGCCCGGUCCUCAGGUCCAAUCCGACGCUGACAUUGACGCUUUUGUUCGGCGAAAAGCUGACAGCGCCUACCACCCGUCCUGCACCUGCAAGAUGGGCUCGUCAACCGAUCCGAUGGCAGUCGUUGACUCGAACACACGUGUUUUGGGGAUGGAAAGGCUGCGUGUGGUCGAUGCCUCCAUCAUGCCCAGCAUCGUUAGUGGCAACCUGAAUGCUCCCACCAUCAUGAUAGCAGAGAAAGCUGCUGACAUCAUCAGAGGUCGCCCUCCUCUCGUCGACCCGGGGGUUCCCGUGUACCAACCACCAACGCUUGACACACAGAGAUGAAGAAAGCACGAGCAAAGGGUAAACAGAUCACAAUACCGUCCGUUAUUACACACCAGCAGCGUGUGACCAGCUCACUGUGUGUUUGAUCUGGAGUGGAUCAUUUUGCCGUGGAUCUGAUAAAUGAAUAAUGUGAGUGUUGUAACACACCUGAUUUGCACACACAAGGCAACAUAUCAGUGUUACAUGUUGUCACAUUAACAGUAAUUAUGAAAAAGUGGUCUAUGCUAUCUCAAUUCAAGGCCACAGUGGUGUAAAAUACAGUUGAUUUGAGCAGUUUACAUGUGAAAUUUAGGAUUAGGAGACGUUUACUUUGUCGCUUCCUUAUUUUUCCAAUAAUGAUAUUG